Fusarium keratoplasticum is the source of this 1395-nucleotide messenger RNA. RefSeq names its product Cellulase domain-containing protein. NCBI's taxonomy places the organism in Eukaryota, Fungi, Ascomycota, Sordariomycetes, Hypocreales, Nectriaceae. Bases 1 to 1395 code for a protein of 464 amino acids. Gene Ontology annotation, cellular component: cell surface; extracellular region. The record is from RefSeq and is a predicted model, not a curated record. Gene Ontology annotation, biological process: glucan catabolic process. The transcript has 2 exons. Gene Ontology annotation, molecular function: beta-glucosidase activity.
AUGUCUUCAGGAUAUCUCAAAGUCAGGGGCAACGAGAUUGUUGACCAAAAUGGGAAUGCAGUCGUCUUGCGAGGAACCUCACUGGGAGGAUGGCUCAACAUGGAAAACUUUCUGACGGGCUAUCCGGGCACCGAAUCCUUCACUCGAGCUGCGAUGCUGGAGGUCAUGGGCAAGGAGAAGUACGACUUCUUCUUCGACCGCUUCCUCUACCACUUCUUUACCGAGGACGAUGCAAAGUUCCUCCAAAGUUUCGGAUUGAACUCGCUCCGUCUCCCAUUCUCGUAUAAACACUUUGAGGAUGACAUGAACCCACGACAGUUGAAGGAGGAGGGAUUCAAGCACCUUGACCGGGUCAUUGACCUCUGCUCUUCGCAUGGCAUUUAUACCAUUCUCGAUAUGCAUACCGUGCCUGGGUGCCAGAAUCAGGACUGGCAUUCGGACAACCAUACCUCCUAUGCUGCCUUCUGGGACUUCAAAGACCACCAAGAUAGGACGGUAUGGCUAUGGGAAGCCUUGGCGCGACGGUAUAAGGACAAUCCCUGGGUUGCUGGAUUCAACCUGUUGAACGAACCAGCCGAUCCUGAACAGACUCGAGUGGCAGAGUUCUAUGGCAGACUGGAAAGGGCCAUUCGAGCCAUCGACCCGAACCACAUUCUCUUCCUCGAUGGAAAUACGUACGCCAUGGAGUGGAAGGGGUUCAAGGAUAUCCUCCCAAACUCGAUCUACGCCGUUCACGACUACAGCAUGAUGGGGUUUCCCUCUGGACCCCGAUACAAGGGAACUGCUGAGCAAAAGGCCAAGCUGAAACAACAAUUCUCAAGAAAGAUCGAGUUCCACCGCUCGCACAACGUUCCCAUCUGGAAUGGAGAGUUUGGCGCUGUGUACGAAACUGAGGGACCUGGGGCGGAUGAGAAGAACCAGGAGCGGUAUCAACUCUUGGGCGAGCAACUUCGCGUCUACGAAGAAGCUCGUAUCUCGUGGGCAAUUUGGACCUACAAGGGCUCUGGAAUCAUGGACAUGAUCCAUACUUCGCCAGAGUCUCCCUGGGGUAAGCUCACCAAGUCGUUCAUGGAACGAAAGAAGCAUCUGCAAGUUGAUAGUAUGACUGGCUCUCCGUCAGAGGAAGUCGACAGCCUCAUCGACCCGCUGGUUGCGUGGAUCGACAAGGUCUCGCCUUCAGCGACCAAGACGUACCCUUCAAACUGGAACACCAGAACCCAUGUCAUUCGGAACAUCUUUCACACUUUCUUAGCGUCUUCUCUGUGUGGAGAGUUUGCGGAGUUGUUUAGGGGCAAGAGUGAGCAGGAGCUAGAGGAGUUGGCACAGAGCUUUUCGUUCAAGAGUUGUGUUCAUCGGGAGGGACUAAACACGGUUCUAAGCAACUGGGUAGUGUAA